Coffea eugenioides is the source of this 1594-nucleotide messenger RNA. RefSeq lists its product as uncharacterized. The transcript has 8 exons. The record is from RefSeq and is a predicted model, not a curated record. NCBI's taxonomy places the organism in Eukaryota, Viridiplantae, Streptophyta, Magnoliopsida, Gentianales, Rubiaceae. Bases 8 to 943 code for a protein of 311 amino acids.
UACGCCAAUGGAAUCCCAGACCCCUCCUCUUUCUUCUGCUUCAAAUGAACAAACCACAAAAGAAGAACUCAGCAUUCAAUUUCAAACCCCAAAAUCUUCUUCUUCGUCUCCUUUUUCUGCAGUAGUAAAUAUUAGGCUAUGGAGGCCAGCAGCGCAGCGAAACCUUAGAAACCAAUGGUCGAAGUUGGCUUCUUUAUGGCAAGAUUGGCAGUCUUGCUCGUCCGCUACUCGCUCUCAAGCCACUACUCUUGUCAACUCCUAUCUCUCCCAGAAGUAUAUGGAUGCGAUGGAUUUGGGAAUUUUGAGUGGCAUGCUAAGUAUUCGGAAAAAAGCCUCUUCGAAGUUGUUUAAGCAACAAGAGAUUCAGCAUAAUAAACUCUUGGCAUCAUACAAAGAUAUGGUAGGCGUUGUAACUCAGAUGGUGAACACAUCUAGAUCUAUGAGGUGCUAUCUGAAAGGAACAACCAAUAGCCCCUUGGCUCAGUUUUCUCUCUCUUCUGAAAAUGAGAAUGAUACUGGUGAUGGUGGGGGAGCCCCAGUCUUCACGUUUUGGCCAAUCUCUCUUUUUGAAAAAGUAGCACAGGACCUUGUUCAGAUAUUUGUAUCAGAGCUAAACUUGAAGAGGUUGCUUGUCAUGGAGCUGCUUUCCUUGGGUGAUGAAAGAAUUCCAGAUCUCAGUAGCUUGUGUUGGUCAGAUGAACUUUAUCCAGGAGAAUUUGAUGAUCUGCAUACAUGUUCCUUGUAUUCACAUGGAGCUAGCAAGCCAGUUCUUCCAAGCCUUGGGAAAGGCGAAGUUGAAUCUUUUCAACGUAGGCAUCAACAAGACCGGAAUGUUUUACAGAUUUAUUUAACUACUUUGAUUGCUGAGGUCAACGUAGAGAGAAGCAGGGUGGAUGAAAUAUUUGCUAGCACAGGAGCUGAAAUGCACGUGACUCUUUCUUGAAGUUGUGGUGCUGGAGUUAAUGCAAAAGGGAGGGCAUGCUUCUAAAUGUCCACAGCAAUACUACCAGGUUCCUUCAUGACAGCAAGUCAACCUUCGAUACUUGGAAAGCCUUGGGAAGAUCGAAAAUGUAGAUUUCUCAGUACUCAAUUGAUAGCAAGAUUGACAUGCUCUGAUUUCAAGCUCAGUAGACAUCUCCAAGACAUUGUGACCAAAUGAGAACAAAUGAUGAAGAUAUAGAAAUCUGAGCGUUUUUUCACUUGCACUUGGCAUGACUAGAGAUUGGGCUGUCUUUUGAAAUCAAAAUUUUGCGUUGGGCUCAACAUGGUUAAGGUGUCUGAAUAGCCAUUCUUUCAUUUCAACAAAGGGAUUUGAUGCCUUCUGCCUGCAAUAUCUCAGUUGUUUUGACUUCUUUUUGCUUCUCACGCAAAAAGAUUGAGGUUUGUUCCUUAAAGAAAAGGAGGUAGAUUAGCUCCUUAUUACUUGAGCCCUUUCUUCCCAGUUGUAAUGAGUAGUCUAUUUAUCGGGGGUAUCAACCUCCUGGUAUGCUCAAGUAUGGUAAGAAAACUGGUAGUGAAUUCCCAGAUGUUUGUGUUGAUCUGAAGUCUGACAGGAAUGGCAAUUAAUUUAGAGAUGCAGGAUCAUGCUUGUUGC